This is a messenger RNA of Stegodyphus dumicola, 590 nucleotides long. RefSeq lists its product as uncharacterized. NCBI's taxonomy places the organism in Eukaryota, Metazoa, Arthropoda, Arachnida, Araneae, Eresidae. The record is from RefSeq and is a predicted model, not a curated record.
UUUGUCUGAUUUAGGGUCGUUUUUUAUCAUUACUCAGACCUCUGCGUAUAUUCGUUGAAAUCAAUUUUUAAAAAUCGAUUUUUUUGGGAAGCUAUCUCUGUUUUGAAUAUGAGAUUUUUUCUGUACGCUUUUAUGUUGAUUUCGACAAUUGGGAGAAUUGGCAUUUGUGUCAGUCAAGAGCAAAUGGAAAUGACUACAUCUAAAUUUCAUUUUUCUACUGAAGACGUUAAAAGUCGUCACAUUACUAGGUUGAACAACAUUUUAAUGCUCUUACUGGAAAAAAUUCAAAGCAUUCAGGCUUCGAAAGACAUAGUAAAUCCAGAAGUCAUCAUAAAAGCUGAAAAUAUCACGUGGAUGAUUAAAGAAUUGGGAGGAAAAGUUACCGCGAAGAACAUUAACCUUUUGGAUAAAGUUAUUGCUUCUCAAGAAGAAGGUUACACCAGAUUUAAGCGAGAUCUUUAGCACUGGCUAUAGUUAUGCUUUAUUUCUUGUUCAUUUGGCUCGGUUUCCAAAUUUUUUCCAGUCUGAUGUAAUUGUUUUAGGAUUUAACACUACGUUAAAUCUCUGUAUUAAAUAAAAGUCUUAACUCU